Molecule: messenger RNA, 1865 nt
Organism: Rosa chinensis
Lineage: Eukaryota; Viridiplantae; Streptophyta; Magnoliopsida; Rosales; Rosaceae
Product: berberine bridge enzyme-like 13
Exons: 1
Coding region: 125-1747 (540 amino acids)
Molecular function (GO): FAD binding; oxidoreductase activity
Source: RefSeq, a predicted model, not a curated record
AACAUCACAUGACAUUUGCAUUAGCUCAUCAAGAGGACACUAAUACAGCUUCAUGCUUCUAUAAAGAAACACAGAAACUAAGCUGAUUCCUCAACAACACCCAAAGAGACUUAAACAAGGCAACAUGAUGCUCUCAACUUCUUCAGUUUUUUCCCUGUUUCUUCUUAUUUUGUUAUCAUCUUCAUCAGCAAAACCACCAUCUUCAAAACAAAACAGUUUUAUCCAAUGCCUCUCAUAUCAUUCUGAGGCUUCUAUUCCAUUCUCUAGUACCUUUUUCACUCCAAACAGUUCUGCAUUCACUACCGUCCUAAAUUCAACUGCACAAAACCUUAGGUGCUUGAUCCCUUCAGAGCCAAAGCCAGAGUUCAUUUUCACACCAACAGAUGAUUCCCAAGUUCAAAAUGCUGUUAUUUGUUCAAAACAGCUUGGAAUACAUCUCAGGGUCCGAAGUGGAGGGCAUGAUUAUGAAGGUCUCUCGUAUGUGUCCCAAAUUGAGACACCUUUCAUUGUUGUAGACCUCGCCAAGCUUCGAUCAGUUAAUGUUGAUAUCCAAGGCAAUAAUGCAUGGAUUCAAGCUGGAGCCACUAUUGGUGAAGUUUACUACAGAAUUGCAGAGAAAAGCAGAACCCACGGCUUCCCAGCUGGUCUUUGCACAAGUUUAGGGGUGGGUGGCCAUAUAACUGGAGGUGCAUAUGGUACUAUGAUGAGGAAAUAUGGCCUUGCAGCUGAUAACGUCCUGGAUGCCCGAAUAGUUGAUGUCAAAGGCAGAAUUCUUGACCGAAAGACCAUGGGAGAAGACCUGUUUUGGGCAAUCAGAGGUGGUGGAGGAGCAAGCUUUGGAAUCAUCCUGUGGUGGAAGAUAAAGUUGGUUCCCGUUCCAUCAACUGUGACGGUUUUUACUGUUUCCAAGACUUUGGAACAGGGUGCCACAAAGCUCCUCCAUAGAUGGCAACAAGUAGCUGCUACUAAGCUCGACAAAGAUCUCAACAUUAGAGUUAUGAUACAACCAACAGUAGUUGACAGCAAAAGUGGCAAGAGAACUGUCACAACUCUUUACCAAGGUCAAUUCCUUGGAGGUGUUAAAAGGCUCCUCAAUGUUAUGCAAACAGGGUUCCCCGAACUGAAUUUGACAAGAAAAGAUUGCACACAAACGAGUUGGCUCAAGUCUGUGAUGUACAUAGCAGGUUACGCAAAUGGAACUCAGCCUGAGGUUUUGCUUCAAGGAAAACCCACAUUCAAGAGCUACUUCAAAGCCAAAUCAGACUUUGUCAAAGACCCGAUUCCUGAAACUGGGCUUGAGGGGCUAUGGAAAAGGUUGUUGGAAGAAACCGCUCCUCUGAUUAUUUGGAACCCAUAUGGGGGAGUGAUGAGCAAAAUUUCGGAGUCAGCAUUACCCUUCCCACACAGAAAUGUUCUCUUCAAAAUUCAGUACCUGACUACAUGGCAAGCUGCAAAUGAAAACGAGGCAAAGCACAUAAAUUGGAUUAGGAAGCUCUACAACUACAUGGCUCCUUAUGUCACAAAGUCCCCAAGGCAAGCAUAUGUGAAUUAUAGGGAUCUUGAUUUGGGGAUAAACAAGCAAAAGAACACUAGCAUCACUGAAGCAAGUGCAUGGGGUAACAGGUAUUUCAAGGGCAACUUUUACAGAUUGAUAAAGAUUAAAACCAAAGUCGAUCCUCAUAACUUCUUCAGGCACGAACAGAGCAUCCCGCCUCUUGCGCUCCAGGCAAGAAGAACCAGGAACUAGUUCUGAUGGUAAUAGUAAGUCAGCUACGACUGUAGAGGCUCCUUUUUUUUUUUUUUUGGGUUUCCCUCCCUUUCCUUAAAUAAAAAUCUCUUUGCCAAGAUGGCAACAGUGGCCAAAA